Fonsecaea multimorphosa CBS 102226 is the source of this 567-nucleotide messenger RNA. RefSeq names its product golgi apparatus membrane protein TVP23. NCBI's taxonomy places the organism in Eukaryota, Fungi, Ascomycota, Eurotiomycetes, Chaetothyriales, Herpotrichiellaceae. The record is from RefSeq and is a predicted model, not a curated record. Bases 1 to 567 code for a protein of 188 amino acids. The transcript is spliced from 3 exons. Gene Ontology annotation, cellular component: Golgi membrane. Gene Ontology annotation, biological process: protein secretion; vesicle-mediated transport.
AUGGCAGAUGAGCCUGGUACCCUCAAUUGGCGCCUCAGUGCCCAUCCCAUCACUCUCCUCACAUACCUAGGCUUCCGAAUAGGAAGUCUCCUCAUGUACCUCUUUGGGGUACUCUUCAUCCGCAACUUCGUCCUCGUCUUCAUCCUCACUCUCCUCCUAUUGUCCAUCGACUUCUACUACCUCAAGAACAUCGCCGGCCGUCGACUCGUGGGCCUUCGCUGGUGGAAUGAAGUCAACACUGCCACCGGUGACUCGCACUGGGUCUUUGAAUCAGCAGCGGGCACGGGCAGGGUGGAGAAUAAGACGGACAAGAGAUUCUUUUGGCUGAGCAUGUAUAUUGUGCCGGCAUUGUGGGUUGGACUUGCGAUUUUCGCGUUGGUGAGGUUGCAGGACUUGAUCUGGCUGGUCACAGUUGUAAUUGCGCUGAUCCUCACAAUCACCAACACUGUCGCCUUCUCGCGCUGCGACAAGUUCAGCCAAGCGUCGAAUUUCGCGGGAUCCGCCCUCUCGGGUUCUGGACUCGCCAGGAAUCUGGCGAGUAACGUGAUGGGACGGUUUUUCAAGUGA